Messenger RNA from Schistosoma haematobium, 655 nucleotides. Its product is annotated as CD2 antigen cytoplasmic tail-binding protein 2. NCBI's taxonomy places the organism in Eukaryota, Metazoa, Platyhelminthes, Trematoda, Strigeidida, Schistosomatidae. The transcript has 2 exons. Gene Ontology annotation, cellular component: U5 snRNP. The record is from RefSeq and is a predicted model, not a curated record. The coding region runs from base 60 to 461 and encodes 133 amino acids.
AGCAGAUAUAGAUGUUAUCUGGUUGUUUACUUUAUAUUAUUCUACAACUUUAGGAAGCUAUGACUUUAGAGUAUGAUGUUGAAUUUAAAAUAACUCCAUUUAACAUGAAAGAAGAGCUUGAGGAAGACGGUCACUUCGAUUCCGCUGGCACUUUCAUUUUCAAGAAACAAGUUGAUGCUCGUGAUAAUUGGUUGGAAGAUAUUAAUUGGCUAGAAGUCAAGAAAAACCAGGAAAAGAAUUCAUUGAAAGACACAUCGAUAAGCGAUGAACUCGGCGGGAAAGUGCUAAGUAAAGAGGAGAAACUCGCUUUGUACCAAGAACUCUUAUCUUAUUUACAACCUUCUGAGACCGUUCUGCGCAGUAUCAGACGUAUGGGUGCCUGUUCAGAUACUAAGAAGUCCGCUUCAGCCAGCCAACGCUGGCUACGAAAUAAACAUCCGAAAACUAAAACUGAGACGUAAGUGUCACAUAUGGUGUUGUACUUGUGGUUAUGGCAUACGUAUUCCAGUAUAUCAUGUUGUGUUAGAGACGAUGUCUAAACAACUCAUUAAAAUUGUGAUACGAAUUAAAGUGUAGCGUUCCAUUUGUUUCUAAUUUUGAAAUUAAUAUUUAUUCACCAGCGGUGAAAAGGAAUAAUGAUACGAACAUCAUGGAG